CAACACUACUAUAUAACAAAUAAUUUGAGCUGGGACGAUGGCUCAGACAUUCCACCAGGAGUACAUGGCUGUUCCGCCGGUUACACGAACUUACGCCACAGCGUGUGUACUGACCACUAUCGCUGUUCAGCUUGACAUCCUUUCACCCUUUCAGUUAUAUUUUAAUCAGUCCCUGAUCUGGAGGAAAUAUCAGAUCUGGAGACUCUUCACCAACUUCACAUUCUUCGGAACCAUCGGUUUUAACUUUGUAUUUAACAUGAUAUUUACAUAUCGGUACUGUCGAAUGUUGGAAGAAGGCUCUUUCAGAGGGAGAACUGCCGACUUUAUAAUGAUGUUUGUUUUUGGUGGUUUUCUGAUGACGAUAUGCGCAUGUUUCGUGAACUUAGUGUUUUUGGGGCAAGCCUUUACCAUCAUGCUCGUGUACAUCUGGGCCAAGAGAAAUCCUUACAUUAGGAUGAAUUUCUUUGGAAUGCUCAACUUUAAUGCUCCUUAUUUACCAUGGGUUUUGUUUGGAUUUUCAUUACUUCUUGAUAACUCAGUUAUAGUUGAUCUCAUGGGUAUCGCUGUAGGACACGUUUAUUUCUACUUAGAGGAUGUGCUUCCUAACAUUGAGGGAGGAUGUAAGAUCCUGAAGACACCCCGGCUCCUGAAGCUCCUGUUUGACGAAGGAGAAGAUGAGUACGGGGAGGUGCCUGAUGAUACCCGGCCAGGGGGCUAUAACUGGGGGGAGGAUGUCAGGGAACAACCAGAACAGGAGGCUGCUCCUCAGGAGGACCAUCCUCAUCAGGAUUAGGGGACUGUUCUCAUUAUUUCCUACUGUAAUAUGGGCCUUGUUGUGCUGCUUGGGGAUUCCAG
Bolinopsis microptera is the source of this 855-nucleotide messenger RNA. Its product is annotated as derlin-2-like. NCBI's taxonomy places the organism in Eukaryota, Metazoa, Ctenophora, Tentaculata, Lobata, Bolinopsidae. Bases 38 to 793 code for a protein of 251 amino acids. The transcript is spliced from 6 exons. Gene Ontology annotation, molecular function: ubiquitin-specific protease binding; misfolded protein binding. Gene Ontology annotation, biological process: endoplasmic reticulum unfolded protein response. Gene Ontology annotation, cellular component: Hrd1p ubiquitin ligase ERAD-L complex; endoplasmic reticulum membrane. The record is from RefSeq and is a predicted model, not a curated record.